GGCGGUUGGCGGCGGGGGCCCGGCCUGAGGUAGCGGACCGAGCGAGUGGAGGCACUGCGCCGCCACUGCAGACCCUGCCCCAGUGCCCGAUGGCUGCGACCCCGGGGGAGCGGGGAGUUUAAGCGCUCUCUUUCCCCCGACGCCGCCCUCAUGGAGGAACCGAGCGGCCUCUACCUGACAUCCACCCGCCUGCUGAGCCUCACCCAGCGCUCCGUCUCAGAAGACCUAGGUUGCCGACGAGGGGAAUUCAGUAGAAAACAUUAUGGAUCUGUGGAGCUGCUUAUUUCCAGUGAUGCUGAUGGAGCCAUACAAAGGGCUGGAAGAUUCAGAGUGGAAAAUGGCUCUUCAGAUGAGAAUGCUCCUAACUUGCCAGGUAUCUGGCGUAGAACAGAUGUGCACCUGGAAAACCCAGAGUAUCAUACCAGAUGGUAUUUCAAGUAUUUCUUAGGACAAGUUCAUCAGAAUUACGUUGGCACUGAUAUAGAGAAGAGCCCUUUCUUUCUGUCUGUAGCACUUUCUGACCAGAACAAUCAACGUGUCCCUCAAUACCGGGCAAUUCUCUGGAGAAAAACAGGUACCCAGAAAAUAUGCCUCCCCUACAGUCCCACAAAGACACUCUCAGUGAAGUCCAUUUUAAGUGCCAUGAAUCUGGACAAGUUUGAAAAAGGCCCCAGGGAAAUUUUUCAUCCUGAGAUCCAGAAGGACUUACUGGUUCUUGAAGAACAAGAGGGCUGUGUAAAUUUCAAGUUUGGGAUUCUUUAUGCCAAAGAUGGGCAACUCACUGAUGAUGAAAUGUUCAGUAAUGAAACUGGCAGUGAAGCUUUUCAAAAAUUAGUCAAUCUUUUGGGUGACACAAUUACUCUAAAAGGCUGGACAGGGUAUCGAGGAGGUCUGGACACCAAAAAUGAUACUACAGGACUAUAUUCUGUGUAUACCGUGUACCAGGGACAUGAGAUUAUGUUUCAUGUUUCCACCAUGUUACCAUACUCUAAAGAGAACAAACAGCAAGUUGAAAGGAAGCGCCAUAUUGGAAAUGAUAUCGUCACCAUUGUGUUCCAGGAAGGAGAAGAAUCUUCUCCAGCAUUCAAGCCUUCUAUGAUCCGCUCUCAUUUUACACAUAUUUUUGCCUUAGUGAGGUAUAAUCAACAAAAUGACAACUUCAGGCUGAAAAUAUUUUCAGAAGAAAGUGUGCCCCUUUUUGGCCCGCCUUUGCCAUCCCCACCUGUGUUUACAGAUCACCAGGAAUUCAGGGACUUUUUGCUAGUGAAAUUAAUUAAUGGUGAAAAAGCUACCUUGGAAACUCCAACAUUUGCCCAGAAACGACAGCGAACUCUGGAUAUGUUGAUUCGAUCUUUAUAUCAGGAUCUGAUGCCAGAUCUGCACAAGAACAUGCUUAAUAGACGAUCUUUUAGUGAUGUCUUACCAGAGUCACCCAAGUCGGCCCGGAAGAAAGAGGAAGCCCGUCAGGCAGAAUUUGUUAGAAUCGGGCAGGCACUGAAACUGAAAACCAUCGUGAGAGGGGAUGCUCCAACUAGCUUGGCAACUUCAGGUCUCUGUAAAAAAGAGCCUUGGGAGUCCCAGUGUUUCUGCAGUCAUUUUCCUCAUGAAGCUGUAUGCGCAGAUUCCUGGGGCCAGGCCUUGCUGGUCUCUACAGAUGCUGGCGUCUUGCUAGUAGAUGAUGGCCAGCCAAUAGUACCAGUAUUUGACAAAACUCUGCAAGUGAAGCAGAUGCAUGUACUUGAAUCAUUGGACCUACUAAUUACCAGAGCAGACAAAGGGAAAGAUGCUCGACUCUUUGUCUUCAGGCUAAGCACUGUGAGGAAGGACGUGGAAGGAAAGCAGAUAGUGAAGAGCAAGUAUGACUGUAGAGAAAAUAAACUUGAGAAAACAAAAGGUUGCCAUUUGUAUGCCAUUAACCUCACUCAUCACAGCAGCGAACUGAGGAUUAUUGUUGCAAUUCGCAACAAGCUACUUCUUAUCACAAGGAAACACAAUAAGCACAGUGGUUUAACCAGGCUCCCACUGUUAUGCUCGUUGUCAGAAUCACCUGUUGAAGAAUUCCAAUACAUCAGGGAGAUCUGUUUGUCUGACCCCCCUGUGGUGAUGACCUUGGUGGAUGGGCCAACUGAAGAGAACGACAAUCUGAUUUGUGUGGCAUAUCGGCAUCAGUUUGAUUUGGUGAAUGAGAGCACAGGAGAAUCUUUCAGACUGCACCAUGUGGAUGCCAACAGGGUUAAUUUUGUUGCAGCUAUUGAUGUGUAUGAAGAUGGGGAAGCUGGCCUGCUGCUUUGUUACAACUAUAGCUGCAAUUAUAAAAAGGUGUGUCCUUUUAAUGGUGGCUCUCCUUUGAUCCAACCCUCAGCAUCAGAUUUCCACUUUAGCUGGAACCAGGUUCCUUAUGCUGUUGUGUGUGCUUUUCCAUACAUUCUGGCCUUUACUACUGAUUCCAUCGAAAUCCGCUUAGUGGUGAAUGGAAACUUAGUCCAUACAGCUGUUGUGCCUCAACUUCAGCUUGUGGCUUCAAGGUCAGACAUAUACUUCAGAGCCUCAGCAGCAGUGAACGGCGCGUCCAGCAGUAGCUCCAAGGAUGCCAGUGCCCACAAUUCUCCUCAGACACCCACAGGCCGGGAGACUCCAGUGUUUUCUUCUUCCCUGGGGGAAGGUGAUGUACCAUGUAAAAACCUAUACAAGAUUCCUCUCAGAAACCUUGUUGGCAGAAGCAUUGAGCGACCUCUCAAGUCACCCUUAGUACCCAAGGUCAUCACGACCCCAACGUCAGUGGGGAUUGGCAUAGCAGCCAUUCCUGUCACUCACUCCUUAUCCCUGUCUCGGAUGGAAAUUAAAGAAAUAGCAAGUAGGACACGAAGAGAACUACUAGGCCUUUCCGAUGAAGUUGGACCCAGGUCCGAAGGAGCACCAAAGCAGAAGACAACAUCUCGAAAGCAGCUGGAAGGGGAGCCCAAGCAGGGAGCAGUGAGGUCAACAAGCAGUGACAGGAUCCUAUCAGGCUCUUUUGAAAGACCUGUUUUUGAAGACAGCUCUGAUGGGCGUCUCCUUUCUACAAGUUCAGAUCCUGAUACUCUGGCCACCAGAGAGGGGAGUCCACCCUCUGGAAGCCCAUUUCAGCUCACAGCUUCCUUUGAUGAAGAUAUUAUUGACUUGAAGUAAAGACAAUCUUAAUCAUAUUUGCCAUCUUUAUUUUUCUUACAGCAGUUUAUACUCUCUAGGAAAGUUUUGACACCACUUCCUGAGGAAAACCGGUCACUGAUCUAUUGGACCAACUGCUCUGCAUAUUAGGCCAGUUUGGGUAACUCUUCAACAUUUGGUGCCAUCUUGAUCCUUGCUUUCCCAGUUCAAGUACCAUCAGCCCCUCUUGGAAUAAAGGUGGUAGAUUUCAUUGAGGUCUUAGAUUGAAACUUUUAAUAAAAUAAAAGUAUUCAUUCUUCUUUA
Phascolarctos cinereus (koala) is the source of this 3450-nucleotide messenger RNA. RefSeq names its product GTPase activating Rap/RanGAP domain like 3 (gene GARNL3). Lineage: Eukaryota; Metazoa; Chordata; Mammalia; Diprotodontia; Phascolarctidae. The record is from RefSeq and is a predicted model, not a curated record. Gene Ontology annotation, biological process: regulation of small GTPase mediated signal transduction. Gene Ontology annotation, molecular function: GTPase activator activity.